UUCAAUAUUUCAGUUCUCAUAUAACUUCAAAAAGAACUUGGAAAAAAUGAGAGAAAUUGUUCACGUUCAAGCCGGACAAUGUGGUAAUCAAAUCGGAGCCAAGUUCUGGGAAGUGAUAUCCGAUGAGCAUGGGAUCCAGCCUGAUGGAACUUAUAAGGGAGAAAGUGAUUUGCAGUUGGAAAGAAUCAAUGUCUACUAUAAUGAGGCUAAUGGCGGCAAAUAUGUCCCACGCGCUGUUCUCGUCGAUCUUGAGCCAGGAACCAUGGAUUCUGUCCGCUCUGGACCAUUCGGCCAGCUGUUCCGUCCAGAUAACUUUGUGUUCGGACAAUCCGGAGCCGGAAACAACUGGGCCAAGGGUCACUACACCGAAGGAGCCGAACUUGUCGAUAAUGUGCUCGACGUAGUUCGAAAAGAGGCUGAAGGAUGUGAUUGUCUUCAAGGAUUCCAGUUGACUCAUUCACUUGGAGGAGGAACUGGAUCUGGAAUGGGAACUCUUCUCAUUUCGAAAAUCCGUGAAGAGUAUCCAGAUAGAAUUAUGAGUUCUUUCUCGGUUGUUCCGUCGCCAAAGGUCUCGGACACAGUCGUCGAGCCAUACAACGCUACUCUUUCUGUCCACCAGCUCGUUGAAAAUACCGAUGAGACUUUCUGCAUUGACAACGAGGCUCUUUAUGAUAUCUGCUUCAGAACCCUCAAGCUUUCAAAUCCAACUUAUGGAGAUCUCAAUCAUCUUGUUUCCGUUACAAUGUCCGGAGUCACCACGUGCCUCCGCUUCCCAGGACAACUCAAUGCUGAUCUCCGCAAACUUGCAGUCAACAUGGUUCCAUUCCCACGUCUUCACUUCUUUAUGCCAGGAUUUGCUCCAUUGUCAGCUAAAGGAGCACAAGCGUACCGUGCACUUACGGUCGCCGAGCUUACCCAGCAGAUGUUUGACGCCAAGAAUAUGAUGGCUGCCUGUGAUCCGAGACACGGACGUUACCUGACUGUAGCUGCAAUGUUCCGUGGACGUAUGUCAAUGAGAGAAGUCGAUGAUCAAAUGAUGAAUGUGCAGAAUAAGAACUCUUCGUAUUUUGUUGAAUGGAUUCCGAAUAAUGUGAAGACUGCGGUCUGUGAUAUUCCACCACGUGGGCUCAAGAUGUCGGCCACUUUUAUUGGAAACUCGACAGCUAUUCAGGAGUUGUUCAAGAGAAUCUCUGAACAAUUUACAGCAAUGUUCCGCCGCAAGGCUUUCCUCCAUUGGUAUACUGGCGAAGGAAUGGACGAGAUGGAAUUCACUGAAGCUGAGAGUAAUAUGAACGAUCUUGUCUCAGAAUACCAGCAAUACCAGGAAGCAACUGCAGAGGAAGAUGGAGAACUUGAUGGAACUGAUGGAGAUGCUGAAUAGAAUAGAAAACUAUGAUUUGAACAAUUAUUUAUGAAAAAAAAACUUGAAAUUUCUAAAAUUUGUAUCGCCUGCUUCCUGCCAUAAUUUGUUCUUUUUUUAACUUCAAAUCUCCCUUAUUUCUAUCGUUAUUGCCAGAAAUGUUCGGUACAUUUACAAAAUUUCCCAAAGUAUUUCCCAGAAAUUUAGAGGGAAAAAUAUUUAAUUUUCGGUUUUCCGGAAGAUCAAAAAAUCGAAAAAAAAAAUUAUUUAUAAUUUUUUCGAUUUAGUUUCAAAAAAACUGCCCAAAAUCGAUUUUUAAGCAAAUUUUUUGGCUUUUUUGCACAAUAAAUCGAAAAACGAAAAUUUAUAUUUUUAGAUUUACCGAAAAGUCGACAAAUGUUCAGAACAUUAACAAAAAUUCUUUUUUUUUAAAUCAAAUUGCUGAAAUUUGAUUUGUGAGCAACUUUUCGAAACUUAGAUGAAAAUUAAUUUCAAAAAUAAUUACAAAUGUUUCAUUUAAAAUUUAAAUUUUGCCAAUGUACCGCUCAUCUCUGAGCUAUAUUUUCUCUCCAACUUCUGUGAGCUUUUCCGCACAUUCCAAUUUCCCUGAUAUAUAUAAUAAUAUAAUUUGUCUAGUAAACGAUAAAACUCAUGGCCUAUAUUAUAUGUGAGAGUGUCUAGAGAAAAUAUAUAUAGUUGAUGGCU
Molecule: messenger RNA, 2065 nt
Organism: Caenorhabditis elegans
Lineage: Eukaryota; Metazoa; Nematoda; Chromadorea; Rhabditida; Rhabditidae
Gene: ben-1
Product: Tubulin beta chain
Exons: 5
Coding region: 47-1381 (444 amino acids)
Biological process (GO): microtubule-based process
Cellular component (GO): cytoskeleton; microtubule
Molecular function (GO): GTPase activity; structural constituent of cytoskeleton; GTP binding
Source: RefSeq, marked reviewed